This is a messenger RNA of Ostrea edulis (European flat oyster), 576 nucleotides long. Its product is annotated as potassium voltage-gated channel protein Shaw-like. Gene Ontology annotation, molecular function: protein binding; delayed rectifier potassium channel activity. NCBI's taxonomy places the organism in Eukaryota, Metazoa, Mollusca, Bivalvia, Ostreida, Ostreidae. The transcript has a single exon. The record is from RefSeq and is a predicted model, not a curated record. Bases 1 to 576 code for a protein of 191 amino acids. Gene Ontology annotation, cellular component: voltage-gated potassium channel complex. Gene Ontology annotation, biological process: potassium ion transmembrane transport; protein homooligomerization.
AUGGACGAAGAUGGCAGUCAGCGAAUUCUUCCCACCACCAUUAACGUUGGGGGGACGACAUUCCAGACUACAAUGGCUACACUAAAGAAAAUUCCCCUGACCCGCCUGUCGCGUCUGUGUCCAUCCUCUCCGGAGUACAAUCAGGAGUACGGGGAAUAUUUCUUUGACCACAAUCCUACCCUCUUCCAAGAAAUUCUCGAUUUGUACCGAUCAGGUGAACUCCACAUUCCCAGUAAUAUCUGUGGUGCUGUCUUUAAGAGAGAGAUGGAGUACUGGGAGAUUCCCAAACAUCUGGUGUCCGAGUGUUGCUUUCACUCCUUUCACCGCUACAUCAGUGACAUGAGCACCAUCACCUCCAUCCAAGACUCCUUAGCAGACGUUCUAGAUUAUGACCCGGACGACACCAAGAACAGUUGUUGGCUUAGGUUGAAGAGAAGAAUCUGGAUUUUCUUGGAUCAACCCAAGUCUUCAAAAUGUGCACAGGUAUGGACUUGUAUUAUAGAGCAAGUGAAAAACUUCUUCAAACAAAAUAAACUCAGUAAAUUACCGGUAGAUGGGUGUAACUAUUUGAGAUGA